AUUGGAGGAAAAUCACACAAACCCUCUUGAUUGGUUGAUUAUUCGACGCGUUUAAACCGCUGGUUUGGCAACAAGCAAUAGUCGAUCGAAGCAGGAACUAUGAGCGGCAUACAGCGCUUCCUACGAAUGAGCGCGGUCGAGGCCGAGGCUGCCAUGAAGCCUCGUCUGGUGGACGUCAAGUGGAAGCAGCCGCUUAUUUCUGGCCGCAAGAUUGCCAUGGUGAAGAAGCACGCGGCACGCAAUGGCCUCGUGGGCACGUGGGAAGAAGGCAAGGGUGGAUGGCUGGAGACGUGGGACCGACCGCAGAAGCACCACGUGAUGCGGCCGCUCAAGGGCCACAAGAACCAGCGCAACGAGUUCGAGCGCGUCAAGAAGGUGCAGGCAGCGCUGGCGGCUAUGCCCACAAAGAUCGCGGAACACAAGAAGGCAGUCAAGCAGGCCAAGCCUCUCAAGGGACUGGACAAGUGGCUCAACGAGACGGACCCGUACUAGAUGUAGAGCUGAAACAGAGACAGGAGCUGAAGGAGAUACAACCUGUAGCAACAUACACAAGUCAUGCACUCUCUUUUGCUCCAUGCCAGAUGGAUGAAUUGACGAUAGCUGCUUGCAUGAUUGGGUCGUGGCAGAUUCAGAACAACAGGGAUGUCGUGUUAACAGUGAGGCUGGAUAUACUUCUAGGUGCAGUGAAAAAAAAAACUGCCAGCAAUUUAUUAGUAGGCUAUUAUACAACCAAGCCUAGACAACAGUGCUGCUCCCGUGCCCACGAGGGUAUCAACACCAA
Molecule: messenger RNA, 781 nt
Organism: Phytophthora nicotianae INRA-310
Lineage: Eukaryota; Oomycota; Peronosporomycetes; Peronosporales; Peronosporaceae
Exons: 2
Coding region: 100-492 (130 amino acids)
Source: RefSeq, a predicted model, not a curated record